Molecule: messenger RNA, 237 nt
Organism: Symbiodinium pilosum
Lineage: Eukaryota; Dinophyceae; Suessiales; Symbiodiniaceae
Source: the annotation of a GenBank genome assembly
AUGAGGCCCGCGCUUUUUUGGAGAAGAACGGGCCAAUCUACCCUGGAGAAGAUCAGUGGGCUGCAGUCAUGCGUGCGGGAGGAUUGCGAGACUGGGUGCAGGUCGGCAACAAGAUCCAUCAUGUGGGGAAGUCGCACGUUGACGAGCAAGGCGGCUACCCCAAGUGGGGUGACGAUGCCUCGGGCAAUCCACCCUACAGCCGCUCUGUGCUCUGGGUCUCAGGGAAGGAAGGCGAAC